Molecule: messenger RNA, 979 nt
Organism: Pyricularia oryzae 70-15
Lineage: Eukaryota; Fungi; Ascomycota; Sordariomycetes; Magnaporthales; Pyriculariaceae
Exons: 1
Coding region: 232-492 (86 amino acids)
Source: RefSeq, a predicted model, not a curated record
GAAUAUCCGGUCGGCUGGGGGAAGGGGGAGGAAGGGAAAAUUGCUCAUAAUCUCCACUUUCGGUACAAAAGUACCGCAGCAUCAAUUCAUGGUCCCGGGAGAGAGCGUGUCAACAAGCAUAAAAUACCACAAUAGGUAGCAACAAAAAAGAAGAAGAAAAACAAUGCAACUUUACCUCCGUACAAAAGGAAAAGAUGUAAAAUAUGGAGAGGGGACUGGACCCUCUUCACAAUGGUUGAAAUGAAGGACCCAGCAUUGACCCAGCAUUGGAACGAUUGGAAUUGGACGGGGACACGGCAAUGUCUGGGAAGGUGCGGCCCAUUCCGGUUCCCGACCUGCCCACAUGGGAUGCGGCAAUUCUCCGGACACCCGCUCACUUUUGCUUUGGUUUGUUCCUUUUUUUUUCCCCUCCCUUUCGCCUGGUUUCAGUCUGUUCUUUUUGGUUUCCGGCCUACCCAGCCCGUUCUUUUUUACCUUGGUAGGUUUGGAUGAUCUUAGAUAAAGUGAAGUACACCCCCGAGUCAUUCCAGUAAAUCCAGGUCAAUCAAGAUCUCAGGUCUAGAAUCGAUUCUCCAGGUACUUCCGUGGAGAGAGGGAACAUGACAUGAACAUCAUUCCAUGUUUACCCAAGUUGUGUACAAAAGGACCAAACAAUCGCAAGGGGCUGACUGAUGGCUGUGUCGCACCCGUCGCUUUUAGUACCUAUCUUCCCUGGAUGAUGUUUUGUUGUUGUUGCUGCUACUGCUGCUGUUAGCGUGCAUUCCAUUUGCGGAAGCAGCCACAUGCAAAAGAAAGUUAGGAAGAGGAGAAAACACCGAGUCUGGACCAACCCUAUCGUUCCAUGUUUAUUUUGUAGUGUCUUACGAAUUGCGUCAAAAUUUCCGAAUCCCGUCGACGGGACCAGUAUGCCCUAUGUCUCUUUUGAGCAACUUCCUCCGCAUAGGGUGCUCGCGACUUGUAGUAGUGUGAUCUAUCUUCC